UGGUGAGAUUGGGAGCAUUAACACAUCUUGUACAAGCUUCACGAUGAGAAGAGCGAUCAUUUUUCUUCUGCUUCUGGCUGAGGCUCAGAAUUCACUCGGCGAACUGAGGAGUCUGGAGAAGAAACAAGAGAAAAGUGAGAAAGUUCUCAUUCGAUCCAAGAGAAGAUGGGUGCUGUCUACCUUUGAACUGGAUGAGGAAAGUGAUGGACCUUUUCCACAAUUUUUCACAGAGUUGCACAACGAUCAACACCUGAACACUUCCCACAAAUUCCGCAUCAGUGGCCAGGUGUGUUAGAGGAGCCAAAGAAUAUCUUCGAUCUUCGAGACAUGACUGGUGAAAUCUACAUUCACAAGUCCAUAGACCGAGAAUUAUACCCCAUUUUAAAAGUACAGUUUGAUGUGCUGGACAACAAAACAAUUUGCUGACAAAACAUUGGCUUUCGAUGUAAUCAUAAGAGACAAGAAUGACAAUCCCCCUCUUUUCACACCCAAUGUUUUAAAUGUAAGAGUUCCAGAGAAUAUAAAAGAAGGUCUGCUUCCAUUUUCACUGCACGCGAGCGACAAAGACGAGCUGGACAAUGACAACUCUCGUAUCUCUUUAAGCAUCGUGUCCCAGGACCCACCACUGCCCAAAGUUUUCAUCGAAUCCUUCUCCGCCGUACAAAACACCAUCACCGCAACGUUCGCCUUCACCGGCUGCUUCGAUUUCGAUAAAGUAAAGACUUAUCAAAUCCUCGUCGAAGCACGAGAUCACGGAACGCCACAACAAUCAUCCACUGCGACGGUUUUCCUCCUCAUCACUGAUUCCAACACUCAUGCACCAGUUCUUACUGCUAAGAAGCACAAUGCUCAGGUUAUGGAGAUGGCAACCAAUAAAGAAAUUCUGAGGAUUCCUGUUGAAGAUCAGGACACACCAAAUACUCCAGGAUCCAAUGCAGUGUUCACUAUUCUGAAGGGAAAUGAGGAUGGAAACUACAAGAUUGAGACAGACCCAGUAACCAACGAAGGAGUGCUGAGUGUCAUCAAGGGAAAGGAUUAUGAGAGAACGACUUUAGCCGAACUGGAAAUCGGUGUGGAGAAUGAAGAGCCGUUGUUUGUAUGCAAUAAUUGGAAGCCGGUCAGUCCAGUACCAAAAGAUGUAAAAGUUGGCGGCACUGCUAAAGUCGCUGUCAAAAUUGUUGAUGUGAACGACCCCCCCGUGUUUAAGAAUAAGAUUCAGAAGGUUUUCAAGGUUGAGGAAGAAGAUCCAGGGGAAGUGUUGUACAUGCCCAUAAUCACAGAUGAGGAUUCAGACCCAAGUAAAAUCAGGUAUGAGCUAGUAGAAGAUCCGGCUAAUUGGAUGUCUAUGGACCCAAAGACAGGCAGUAUUUCCCUGGUCAAGAAGAUGGACCGGGAGUCACCGUAUGUCCGCAACAGCACCUACACUGUUGUGAUGCGAGCAAUUGAUGAUGGGGAGCCUCCUGCCACAGGUACAGGAACUCUGGUGAUACGUCUAAGUGAUAAGAAUGAUAAUACACCACAUCUGGUCUCCAACACGUUAGUGAUGUGCGGGAACAAAGUUGACCAGGUGAAAGUGACUGCCGAGGAUGCGGACGUGUUUCCGUUUAGUGGACCUUUCACCUUUACAUUUGGCAAAGAAGAUCAGGAGCUGAUGAGCCAGUGGAAGCUUGACACAAACAUAAAGUCUGAAACUUUUUUGAUUUGCCGGAAGCCUCUGCCAUAUUUGAACUACACAGUUCCACUGAAGAUUGUAGAUCUACAAGGGGGAGUAGGAUACGACGACUUGCAUGUGGUGUUGUGUGACUGCGGUGAAGGAGACGGGUGCUUGCAAUCUCCUCGAACUUCCAGGCUCCAAGUAGCAGCAAUAGUAGUUAUACUGGGAGCGAUACUGUUGAUGACUGUGCUGCUCUGCUUUACUUUCUUCUGCGAAAAAAAUAAGAAACAAUUCACAGCAUAUGAAGAUGAUGGAAAUAUCCAAAGCCUGAUAAAAUUUAAUGAGGAAGGACAAGGUUCUUUUGACAAGGAUUUUUAUGAAAAAUGGGAACUACAGGUGAAACCUAAACACCCUGUAAAAUCUUUUCAGCCGGACGAUGCUGUUUAUCUAAAAAACUUGAUGACAGACACUGUCAUCAACAUGAAGCCUGCAACAUAUUUUCAUCCGAACGCAACAUUUAUCUAAACAACUUGAAGACAGAUGCUGUUAAGGACACCAAGGUCACAUAUGGAUUUGGAGACAGACUUGACUCAUGUUACUCCUACAGAAUGAACAAACUGGUUCCUAGUAACGGAUUCAACGAAUAUUCUAUUGUCUCCGAUUGCAAUAUUUUCCCUAAGCAGGUGAUCCCUAAAGAGUGUGAUUAUAAAUCUUUAAACUAUACAAAACACUGGAGAGUGAGAACUAACAUGAGCACUGGAAUGUGUGAUUAUGAGUCAUGUUCUUUCUACAGUAUAACUAUUGUGUGUUGUGUCCUGUCAGGCAUGGAGUAGAAAUGAGCGGACUGAGCAGCACUCUUCACACUCUAAUCACUGUACAGGUGCACAAUCUAGAAAAGAAGGAGCAGCAGGACUUUCUGGAAUUCACAAAAGAUUAUAGCUGUGAAAGAACUGACCUCAGCACCCUCGACAUCGAUUCACUAGACCUCUGCUGCUUUGAUGAGGAUUUGGACUUUUUGGAAGAUUUGGGUCCCAAAUUUAACACUCUGGGUGAAAUCUGUCAACAAACCAUACAAGAGAAGAAGAUCAUUUUUAAAUAGAAGUUGCUUUUCACUCGGAUCUUACACAUUUUGAAGCAGUUUUCCUUACAUUCAUCAUGUUUUGUGGAUAAUACGCCAUACUCAAGAAAACUGGAGGAUUUUAUAAUUAUUUAGGAACUAUACAUGUUGUUUUAUGAAACAGUUCCACAAAAGCAGCAAAUGCUAAUUCAGCAUUGAUGUUUGCAAUGAGGUAGAAAGUAUUGUAUAAGCAAAAGAACAUUUUUCUACAAGUGUUGGAUCUGCCAGGCAAAUGAAAUUGCUGUUUUAUAAUGCAGUAAUCACUAAUAUACAUGAAUUCCUCUUAGAACACUUUAAUUAUUUCCACUAUAUGUCAGUUGUUAGUAUUAUGCUGUGUUACUGAAAGUCAGGGGAGAAGAUGAAGCUUGGUAGAAGUAUAGUAGGUCAGAUCCUCAGGGGAACAGCACCUGGUCUACCCCUAUACUGAAGACUGCAACUACAAGAAGAUCUUUUGUGGAUGUUUGGAAAUCUUUGUUGAUUUUCAUGUUUAAUAUAAAGUAGACUUUUUGGAUAACAGUAAACUUCAAGUCACCCCAACAUCAAUGGUUUUCUGGUCUCUACUGUGGAUUUACUUCACUGUCUUCACAUAUCCGUAUGAAGGAGUCUUCAAACGGAUGCAGAAGGUUGCAUUGCUGCCUCACAGUACCAGGUUCAAACCUGAUCUCAGUUUACUUUUUUUUUACAUUUAUGGCAUUUGGCAGAUGCCCUUACAAUUAUCUCAAUUAUCUGAGUAGUUCAGAUGAUUCCUCACUCAUUGUCUGAGAACUCAUACCUCAUUCACAGCCGGCACUUCAGAAUCAGAAUCAGGUUUAAUGGCCAAGUGUGUUUACACACACAAGAAAUUUGGUUCCAGCUGUUACUCUCCAGCUGUUACUCUGACUCUCAAUGUACAGACAUAAAUAAAACUAUUCCUUCAACUUGGACUACACAAGACAAAACAGACAAGAUGAGACAAAAACAGACAAUGUGAGACAAUAUGUGAGACACUUGAUCACGCCCUCACCCCCACCCCCAAAUACGCUUCAGAACCAUAUGUAUUGUUAAAUGUAUUAGGACUUUCAUGCUGUAA
Molecule: messenger RNA, 3840 nt
Organism: Silurus meridionalis
Lineage: Eukaryota; Metazoa; Chordata; Actinopteri; Siluriformes; Siluridae
Product: cadherin-like protein 26
Exons: 20
Coding region: 398-2179 (593 amino acids)
Biological process (GO): calcium-dependent cell-cell adhesion; cell-cell junction assembly; multicellular organism development
Cellular component (GO): catenin complex; adherens junction; plasma membrane
Molecular function (GO): calcium ion binding; cadherin binding
Source: RefSeq, a predicted model, not a curated record